UGUCGCCCAGGAUCUCCGCUAAUAGUGAAUGACGGCAGCGUACGACGGUGACCGGGCUUCGAAAACUGCCAUUUCAUUUUGAGCGCUGCGUGUCUGCUUAAGCAUUCUUGCUUUAGUUUUUUUUUUAUCUAAUAUUUAAAACAUGUUCACUAAAAUUCCCAAGACUUUAACUUUACCAGUUUGUUGAUUAUCGAGAUGAAAUAUGGCCUGUUCGAAAAAAAGAGUAUUUUCUUCUGAGAAGAUAAGAAACCACCAAAGAUUUCAAAACUCGUUCUAAUUGCACUUCUAAUGGGUUUAACAAGUCGUCCCAAACAAGCUGUACAAAAACCACCAAUUGUACAAGUAGGACCGUAUGCACAAGCAGCACCACAUGUACCAUAUGUACAAGCAGCACCACAUGUACCAUAUGUACAAGCAGCACCACAUGUACAAGCAGCACCACAUGUACCAUAUGUACAAGUAGCACCAGCACCCGUACCAGUGAUACAAGUAGCACCAGCACCCGUGUCAAUUACUCCAUCAUUUACAGGUGCAGCAUGUGGUCAUGGUGAGGCUCUAAUUCAUGGAUGUCCAGAUGUAUGUCAAGGUGCUCGCUGCGUGAAUUAUGGGUCUGCAACUUGUAGAGUUCACUCUUGCAAUGGGUGCACUGCAAGGUGGUACAACCACCAGGGACAUGAUGUCACAGCAUACUGUGUUCAAGUCGUGGGAUAAGGAUUGAUAGAAACAUAAAUGCUAACGGUGAAAACUGCUACGGAAUUAUGAUCUCAAAUUAAUUGAAGAAGCAACUAAAUGUAAACUUUGACACUCAAAGAUAAUUCACAAGAAAGCACUGAAAGUAUGAAAAGUUCAACAUUUUGAUUUAAAAAACUUGGAAAUUGAAAAAAACAACAAGCUAUCAUUUCAGUGAAAACGUUCAGUAUCUGCAACAGCCGUGGUUGUUUAUUAAUAUUGUAAUGUAAUCGAUAAAAGAUUUAGUGAGUCAUAUAUUGUAUAUUUGGACCUACUGAAGUAUGCGUACCAAGAUGACGCACAACCUGAACUCAGGUUGUGUACCGGGUCGAGGUUCAGGUUGUGCAACAUCUUGGUGCGCAUACUUCAGGAGUAUCGUACAUUUUAAUAAAUGCAUUGUUUGGUGAAGCAUUCGUUGUCACAGGAGUUGCUUUUGGGUAGUUUU
Molecule: messenger RNA, 1174 nt
Organism: Styela clava
Lineage: Eukaryota; Metazoa; Chordata; Ascidiacea; Stolidobranchia; Styelidae
Source: RefSeq, a predicted model, not a curated record